AUGGGAACGGUGCUUUCCAUAUCUCCAACAUCUAAGAAGGAGGCUAUUCUGGAUGACAGAAAAGAGGGUGACCACACAAUCAAAACGGGGAGCGUAAAGAACAAUUCCCUGCUUGUCCCAGUUCUCACAUUGAAGAAACUGUUUACCACAUCGACCAAGAAAAAUAGUUGUAAGAAAGUCAACCCAAACGCCGCACAGGUGAACAACAACAGCCACGUAGACCAGCAAAAUAAUGAAAAUAACAAAAAAUCCCAGCAAUCGAGUACGGAUGGUAAGAAAGCACCACUCGCUGUACCAGUACCGGCCGUUCCUACCCAAAGCCUUGAACCUAACCAGCCCCAGGUCCCCUCUGAGAAUGUGAAGCUUUUGCCUGUCCAAAAGCAACCUAGUAAAGUAGACCUCUCGCCGAGGCGUGUGAUUAUCCAGGCAUCGACCGGGGAGCUGUUGCGCUGUCUUGGCGAAUUUAUGUGCAGGAGAUGCUGUAAAGUCAAGCUCACCUACAGUGAGGUCAUCCUAUGGUUCCGAAAUGUCGACCGAACCCUUCUCCUCCAAGGCUGGCAGGACCAGGGAUUCAUUACACCUGCUAACUUAGUCUUCGUCUACCUGCUCUGUAAGGAAUCGAUACCCGAUGAUAUCGACAGCGCAUCCGAACUCCAAGGUAUCUUCCUGCUCUGUCUCUAUCUAUCCUACUCGUACAUGGGCUGCGAGAUAUCAUACCCUCUGAAACCAUUCAUGAUUAUGGAAAAUGAGGAUAAUUUCUGGGAUUGUUCUAUGAGCAUCAUCAAUAACACGAGUGCCAAAAUGUUGCAGUUAAAUGCAGACCCGCACUUUUUCACGGAGGUGUUUCAAGAGCUAAAAGAUGAAGGCGAGUCGAGGGACAAAGACUUGGACCGUUAA
Messenger RNA from Salvelinus namaycush (lake trout), 897 nucleotides. RefSeq names its product cyclin-dependent kinase 5 activator 1-like. Gene Ontology annotation, biological process: activation of protein kinase activity; positive regulation of cyclin-dependent protein serine/threonine kinase activity; brain development. The coding region runs from base 1 to 897 and encodes 298 amino acids. Gene Ontology annotation, molecular function: cyclin-dependent protein serine/threonine kinase activator activity; protein kinase binding. Lineage: Eukaryota; Metazoa; Chordata; Actinopteri; Salmoniformes; Salmonidae. Gene Ontology annotation, cellular component: cytoplasm; protein kinase 5 complex. The record is from RefSeq and is a predicted model, not a curated record. The transcript has a single exon.